This is a messenger RNA of Ornithorhynchus anatinus (platypus), 3808 nucleotides long. It is a transcript of the gene SEC63, whose product is annotated as SEC63 homolog, protein translocation regulator. Lineage: Eukaryota; Metazoa; Chordata; Mammalia; Monotremata; Ornithorhynchidae. The transcript has 21 exons. Gene Ontology annotation, biological process: SRP-dependent cotranslational protein targeting to membrane; post-translational protein targeting to endoplasmic reticulum membrane. Gene Ontology annotation, cellular component: Sec62/Sec63 complex. The record is from RefSeq and is a predicted model, not a curated record. Gene Ontology annotation, molecular function: transmembrane protein transporter activity; RNA binding. The coding region runs from base 29 to 2311 and encodes 760 amino acids.
GGCGGCGGCGGCGGCGGCGGCGGCGGCAAUGGCCGGGCAGCAGUUCCAGUACGAUGACAGCGGGAACACCUUUUUCUACUUCCUCACGUCGUUCGUGGGGCUCAUCGUCAUCCCGGCCACUUACUACCUCUGGCCUCGGGACCAAAACGCCGAGCAAAUUCGAUUAAAAAACAUAAGAAAAGUUUACGGAAGAUGCAUGUGGUAUCGCCUGCGAUUACUAAAACCUCAACAAAACAUAAUUCCUACAAUAAAGAAGGUCAUUCUGCUUGCCGGAUGGGCGUUGUUUUUAUUCCUGGUAUACAAAGUUUCCAAAACGGACAGAGAAUAUCAAGAAUACAACCCUUAUGAAGUCUUAAACUUGGAUCCGGGAGCAACUGUUGCAGAAAUUAAAAAGCAGUACCGUUUGUUGUCACUUAAAUUUCAUCCAGACAAAGGCGGAGAUGAAGUGAUGUUCAUGAGGAUAGCGAAGGCCUAUGCAGCUUUAACCGAUGAAGAGUCUCGGAAAAACUGGGAAGAGUUUGGAAAUCCGGAUGGGCCCCAAGCUACAAGCUUUGGAAUUGCUCUGCCAGCUUGGAUUGUAGAUCAGAAGAACUCAAUUUUGGUUUUGUUGGUGUAUGGACUAGCGUUUAUGGUGAUCCUUCCCGUUGUUGUGGGCUCUUGGUGGUAUCGAUCCAUACGCUAUAGUGGAGACCAGAUCUUAAUCCGCACCACUCAGAUCUAUACAUAUUUUGUUUAUAAAACCAGAAAUAUGGAUAUGAAACGCCUCAUCAUGGUUUUGGCUGGAGCUUCUGAGUUUGACCCACAGUAUAAUAAAGAUGCAACAAGCAGACCAGUUGAUAACAUCCAGAUACCCCAGUUAAUCAGAGAAAUCGGCAGCAUUAAUUUAAAGAAGAAUGAGCCACCUCUGACCUGCCCAUACAGCUUGAAGGCCAGAGUUCUUCUCCUGGCCCACCUUGCCAGGAUGAAAAUCCCCGAGGCUCUUGAAGAAGAUCAGCAGUUCAUUCUGAAAAAGUGCCCUUCUCUACUUCAAGAAAUGGUCAAUGUGAUUUGUCAGCUCAUAAUAAUGGCCCGGAGUCGAGAAGAUAGGGAGUUUCGUGCUCCAACGCUGGGGUCCCUGGAGAACUGCAUGAAGCUCUCGCAGAUGUCCAUCCAAGGUCUCCAGCCAUUUAAGUCUCCCCUUCUGCAGCUCCCUCACAUCGAAGAGGACAAUCUCAGACGGGUUUCUAAUCACAAAAAGUAUAAAAUCAAAACAAUCCAGGACUUGGUGAGCUUAAAAGAAUCUGACCGCCAGAGCCUUUUGCACUUCCUGGAAGACGAGAAGUAUGAAGAGGUCAUGGCCGUGCUGGGCAGCUUUCCAUGUGUGACCAUGGACAUAAAACCCCAAGUAUUGGAUGAUGAAGAUAGCAACAACAUUACUGUUGGAUCCCUCGUCACCGUUCUGGUCAAGCUGACCAGGCAGACCAUGGCGGAAGUGUUUGAAAAGGAACAGCUCAUCUGUGCGGCAGAAGAGCAGCCGGCAGAAGAUGGGCAAGGUGAAGCUAGCAGGGUCAAGAGCAGAGGCUGGCAGCAGAAGAAUAAAGGGCCCAAAAACAAAGGGGCCAAAUCCAAGAAGAAGAAGCCUCCAAAAAAGAAGCCAGCACCCGUGCCCCUGUCCCAGGCAAAGCAGCAGAAGCAAAAGCAGGCCAACGGCAUUGCUGGGAAUGAAGCAGGGGCCAAAGAGGAGGAGGAGGACCUGUCGGACAAAGGUAGUGACUCUGAAGAGGAGGAAGCCAACAGGGACUCUCAAAGUGACAAAGAUGACGGCAGCAACAGAGAUUCAGACCGGGACCAAGAUGAGAAGCAAACUAAAGAUGAUGAAGCGGAAUGGCAAGAAUUGCAGCAGAGCAUCCAGAGGAAGGAGCGGGCGCUGCUGGAAACUAAGUCGAAGAUCACACACCCAGUGUACAGUCUUUACUUUCCCGAGGAAAAGCAAGAAUGGUGGUGGCUUUAUAUUGCAGACAGAAAAGAGCAAACAUUAAUAUCGAUGCCAUAUCACGUGUGCACGCUAAAAGAUAUGGAAGAGGUAGAACUGAAGUUCCCUGCCCCUGGGAAGCCUGGCAACUACCAGUACACAGUGUAUCUUCGAUCAGAUUCCUAUAUGGGCUUGGACCAGAGGAAACCAUUGAAGCUGGAAGUUCACGAAGCCAAACCUGUGCCAGAAAACCACCCGCAGUGGGACACUGCAAUUGAGGGGGAUGACGACCAGGAAGACAGCGAGGGCUUUGAAGACAGUUUUGAGGAGGAGGAGGAAGAGGAGGACGACGACGACUAAACAGUAACUGUGAACGGACUCCAGUGUGCGCACGCAUGCACACACACACACACACGUGCGCGUGCUCAAACUGUUGCUGUUGCGCUGGAACUGUACAAUAAAGUAGAAACACGGUGCGGGAGUGCUGUUGCGCAAGUGGUUUCGUUUCUUUACCUGAUCUGGAUGCACCAUGUGACUGUGUGGGGCGGACAGCCAUCGGGAGUAGAGCGGGCAUGCGGCCCCACAAUCUGUUGCCUUGGCUACAGUCUGGAAGAUGCUUUUGGCUCAUUAAAGCCUUUUAAAUUGUGGGAUGGUGCAUUUAUUUCCACUGAAAAUGAUAAUAAAAACCUCUUUUUUUAUUAUAACCAUCCCAAAGUGUGGGCUGUGUAUCCUCUAAUCAACUUACUGCUCCAGUGAAACAAAGGUACCUCCGAAGAGCAAUCUCAAAGCAUCCACUCUCUGCAUAUUUGUAGAAAACACUAAGGUGUGGUGAUCAGAGCCUCAUGUCUCUCAAGAAACAUCUGCUCAAGUUUUAAUCGUGGUAAGCUUAAUCGUUUCAUUUUCAAUUUGCCGUGAAACAGAAACGGAGUAAGAGCAGCCUCAUGGAUCGCUUGAAACGUUCGGUUUUCGCCGGUCUCGGUCAGAGAUGGCACCUGCCUGAGAAAAGUCAUUCCCCGGAGCCCCAAGGGCACCUCCUCGCCAGACCAGAUCCGACAGAUUGUGAAAUUUCUUGACUUUGUCAUAAAAUGCCCAAAAUGGCUUAAAACAUUUUUAAGCCUCUAUUCAUCAGAUCAGUGUCAGACCUAAUUCUUUUGCUAAGUUGUAUGUCUCAAAUGUGCUUAUGGGACCAGAUGCCCUCUAGUUGUUGGGGGCUCAUAUGUGGCUUUUUCUUGUGGGGAAAGGGCAGGGAAAAAGCUGAACUACACUACUGGCUUUUCAUCCACCUGAGUGUCACAACACUUUCAGGAGAAAACCAUGUCUGAAGAUGGAGGCAGUUCAUGUUUUUGUGCUCAUUUUGAACUUCUUCCAAUAAGCUGGGUCAGGUUCAGUGUGAGUGGGUGUUGGUGGUAUCUCUGCGGACCAGGGCAGGGACAUCAGUUGGUGGGAGGAGGGGGGCACCCAUUCUUUUGUUUCCCAGGGAACAUUUUCCAGCAACAUUGAUUUUGACAAUGUAGGGAAACCUCUUUAUGGAUAGAUUCCUUCUCUUCUUCCCCCCUCCAUGAUACAGUCUGUAAGGGUAACAGCUGUACUGGUUGCAAGCAGAUGAGUCCUGUAGAAAGGGAUGUUUUUUUCUUACUCUAUGUUGAGGAAAUAUCAAUCUGUAGAACUGAUGGUGACAAUCUCCUAGAGGAUACCUAUGUCCUCACCUUAUAGAGCCUCUAGAGGCCAAAGUACAAUAUCAGAGUUCUAAUUUUGGUCCUUGUUGAUAAAAGGGGGUUGCCACUCUACAUGCAAAAUAACACUGGUAUUUUCUGUGUUCUGGCAGCAGUUACAAAUAAAAUUUGGAAAUGACCUAAA